AUGGCUGCUACCAGCGCGAGUUUAUACCUCGCUCCUUCAACCCAGUCUUCCUUGUUGACUGAUCCCGACAGCUUGGUGCAGCAUCACCGCAGCAUGCAGAUGCCAGUUAGCCAGCAUAGCCAGUAUAGAGACUUACCAGAUAUCAAAUACAUGCCGCCGCAACAGCAAAAUGGACAUCACAUGGGACACCACUCGCCUAACCCCUGGGUGUCCCAUACGGACACGUCUGCCCACUGCUGGUCCUCCAUGGGUAUGGGAAUGCUGUCUCAGGGGCUACACAAUGUCCAGGACAUGAAACCCUUGCAGGUGAACGACUCGUUAAACCACCAAAACACCUUACACCACCGGGCCCAGCAGUCUCUCCACUCGACCCAUGGCUGGCAGACAGGAGUACCAACGUCUCACCUCAAUAUGAACGGUACAACACAGCUACAACACCACAGCUACGGGCUGGGCAUGAAUGGCAUGCUGUCCCCUGGUCAACAGCCCGUCAUGCACCCCUCCCUAAGGGAACCUGACCACGACUUGGAGCAGAGAGACCCCUCGGACGAAGAAGCCCCUACCUCGGACGACCUGGAGCAGUUCGCUAAGCAGUUUAAGCAGAGACGUAUCAAGCUCGGCUUCACGCAGGCGGAUGUAGGACUCGCCCUAGGCACGCUCUAUGGUAAUGUUUUUAGUCAAACAACAAUCUGUAGAUUCGAGGCCUUACAACUCAGUUUUAAAAACAUGUGCAAACUCAAGCCUUUGCUUCACAAGUGGUUGGAAGAGGCCGAUUCUACCACCGGUUCUCCAACAAGUAUAGACAAAAUCGCUGCUCAGGGACGCAAGAGGAAAAAGCGAACGAGCAUCGAGGUAACUGUCAAGGGCGCGUUAGAAAACCAUUUCCUGAAGCACCCUAAACCGUCAGCUCAAGAAAUCGCCCACUUAGCGGACCAGUUACAACUGGAGAAAGAAGUGGUGCGCGUGUGGUUCUGUAACCGACGACAGAAGGAGAAAAGAAUGACACCCCCAGCAACCAUUGGACCGAAUGGUGAGCUGAUCAUGGGUCAGGACGGUUCUAUAAGCCCCAUGUCGGGCAGCCCAAUUCAUUCCUCGGGCAGCCCAAUUCACUCUAGUAACGGGGGAGGAUCACCAUUGAUGCCUUCUCCGUUGCCUUCACAUUCUUUAGCCCAGGGCCUGGUUGCCCAACCUUUGGGCCCCAUAACAACACAGGCUCACCAACAACCACAACAACAACAACACGGAUUGUCUCAUCACCACCCGCAGCAGCACUAUAGUACUCACCACUCGCCGCACUACCCGUCACAGCACUCGCCGCACUACCCGUCUCAGCACUCGCCGCACUAUUCGUCUCAGCACUCGCCGCACUAUUCCUCACAACACUCGCCGACACAGUGAUCCGUGUUAUUUCUUUGGGCUUGUAUACCAAGUGAAAGGCAAGACUGUGAGUGACUUGUAAGUAAUGUACAUUUCCCUUGGCAAGAAAAUUUUUAAUUUUUAAGAAACGUUGUAAAUAUAAAUAUAUAUAUAAGAUACAUUGUUACAGUGUGACGUUGAGACUGCGGUCCACAUUUUUUUGUGAACAGUGCAACCGACGAUUGUUUUUCACAUGAAAACAACCGAAAUUUAUCUUCAUGCAAAUAUGGUCAACUGGUGACUGAAUUCAUCCACCCUAAUGAGAUUUGGACUCUCUUCUGUCGGACGGUCUGACUGACCGUGUGCUGACAUGGAGGAACUGUCUUUACUAAGAAGAACUGUACUGCAGUAUCUAACAUCUAAUUCUCCCGAGCAAGUCGCUUGAGGAUAGAAAUCAAGGUCUGUAAUAUUGUAUUAUUAUUCUGUCUCUUUUUCUGUACAUAAGUCCUAUAACUGCCAUUAUUAUUUAAGGCAAAAGAUUCGAGAGUUGUAGUUUUUAGCUGUUUUUGCAAAAUUCCUUCCAUCUGGGACACAGCCCGAGUGCUUGAUUUAGAGGGGUUGAAGAUAUAGGAGUCAUAUGAGGUACAUCGACUGAUCAGUGACUGUCAUACCCACAAUUAUGUCAUUUAUCACUGAGAUGGGUUUUUUUUUUUCGAGGAAGUAAAAUUUAGAGAAAUCUUUAGUUUUUUUUCCACAUGAUUUUCUAUACUCGGAAAAAUCCGAGUCUAGCUUAUUUUUCACAUCAUUCCUGUCUAUUUAUUUGCCUCAAAGCAGCUAUGUAUUCAGUAAAGACAUUCGGGUACAAAUACAAGCUGGAAUUGUGUAUAACCGGCAAGCCGAUAACUGUAGAUAUUUUAUGGCGAAUUUAUUUAAUGAAAUAAUUAUGUUUGUUCAAUUGUUUUUAACGCUGGCUAUAUGUACACAUAGGCCAAGAGGCUAUGUUCUUUUUUUUUGUCUUUUGCAAUCAGUCCUUUUUUGUAUUGUGAUCGAAAAUUUAUAAAAUAGGCAUAAAAUACAACGCAUAAUUUUGUUAAAUUAUAUAUUUAAUUGAACCGAGAUUUUCCAGAAAAAUUCAAUCAGUUUUGAGUAUUAAAUGUUUAUUAAUAUAUACGGAAUAACCAGGAGGGUAUGGACAUAUUUUGAAAGAACUGAUAUUACAGUAAACGACGACGAAAAAUCAGAUAUACUGUUAACUCACACUUUCGGUGUCAUUCGAGUGAAGCAGAAUUCGCUUUUUUAUCUCACUUCUUUAUCCCUGGUGAUAUAUGCCAGAGUUAAUUUAUAGAUCUCUCUUUAAUUCCAUUACCAAACGAAGUCAGCACCUACCCGGUAGAUUGUGUAACACUUUUUUUGUUACAAUGAAACCGAGGUAUAACCGUUGAACAACAAAACGUUACAUUUUUCCGAGUACCAUAUACGGUUUGUGUCCAAUUUAAAAUCACACUUUUUUUUUCACACAACGCACAGAAUAUGGUUAUAUUAUACUCUUGUGUUUUCAGACACAGAUAAUUCAUUCCAAUCAUUGUUUAAUUAGAGACUUUUGUCUGUUUCAUCUACAUUCCUUAAUAGCCUGUGUUUUGUUAUUUAAAAAAAUGCACUCGUGUGACCUUUACAAAAACAAAUCCAAAUUUACCGGGUCUCAACCUAUACCUUUUUUGCUACAAAAUCCUUUCCUGGUUUGAGAUUUUAUGAUGAUUUUUUUUGGAAUGCACCUAUACUUUUGAUUUACUUUUUAAUGUGAGAGCAAUCUUUCUCUUAACAGUGAAUGGUUGAAUGAUUAUGGCUUUACGCCACAUGGGUAUGUUUUCAGCCAUGUUUCGUAUAAUAGUGGGCGGGGCAUAUUUAUGUUUUAAUCACGAUGUAAGCCCAGAAGUGUGUUAUCAUGAUGCUUGAAGACUGGUUAUUUCUAAAACACUGAAAUGGA
Liolophura sinensis is the source of this 3340-nucleotide messenger RNA. Its product is annotated as POU domain, class 3, transcription factor 4-like. The coding region runs from base 1 to 1398 and encodes 465 amino acids. Gene Ontology annotation, molecular function: DNA-binding transcription factor activity, RNA polymerase II-specific; RNA polymerase II cis-regulatory region sequence-specific DNA binding. The record is from RefSeq and is a predicted model, not a curated record. Gene Ontology annotation, biological process: regulation of transcription by RNA polymerase II. The transcript has a single exon. NCBI's taxonomy places the organism in Eukaryota, Metazoa, Mollusca, Polyplacophora, Chitonida, Chitonidae.